AUGGUUCAUGGUUCCCAGUUGUUCCAUGCGUUGUGCAGUUGGAACUCUCGAAUGCUGAUUGCGGUCAUGUUAUAAGUGAUAACCAGCUGUUAGCCGACAAACGUCGCAAUUGCGAUCGUCCACGGUUUGUGACUCGAUCGCGCUUAUUCGAAAGUACAUAUGGAAGUACGCAAGUAAUCUUUUAUCGCUGCUAAAUUCCAUGUUAUAUGUGAAACAUGUCGCGACAUCGAGACGUCCGCUCUAUGAAUUACUCCGACGAGUACGAUGGUUAUGAUGAUGUUUAUGGACAUUCAGUAGAGGACGAUUAUUGUGUGUCACCUAGUGUGGAGCAGUUUUUAUUCGAUCGAAGCAAACAACAGAAUAUUGCUUCGUUCAUCACAGAACCAGAUAUAGUGGAGGACAAUGAAGAUAUCGAUGAGCCUUCACUAGCAACCAAUGAAGAGAAACAUAACCUUUCGGAAUUGGAAAGGGCAAAGUUAAUAUCUUGUUUGGAAACAAUUAGAAAUGUUAUAGGGGAGACAGUAUCUGAUUCUAAAUUAAAGGAGAAGAUUAUUCUGUCAAAUUUUGAUGCAAACACAGCACUUGACGCUAUUUUGAAGGAGUCGUCGCCGAAAAAAGACACUGAUCCAGUGGGGAAUAAGAAACAAUUGGAGAGGCAUCCAGGUAGCAAAUCAUCAUCAAAACCUGCGUUGCAAGUUACAACACCGUCUACCGUAAAGGUCGUACCGACUGGGACAAAACCUGUUGUGAAAGGUUUUGAUUUAAGUGGUGUAGAAAAUACAGAUUUACUGAGUCCACGUUGUGGAAGUCCGUCUUCCAACCGAAAUAGUCCUGAGAUCAAACGCAAAGAAGAUAUCGUACAAAAGGAGAAAAGAGCAAUCUCAUCCAAAACAAAUAGUCCAAGAUGUCAGUCACCAGUAUCAGGCCAUGUAACACCGGAAUUAGAUUCCAAAGUAAAAUCUAAUACAUCUGAGGAUAAAGCGGAUAUCGAAGCGAUAUACAAGAGUAAAAGAGGCGACAGCAAAGAACAGCUUCACUUGGUGGUUGUGGGACACGUUGACGCUGGAAAAAGCACAUUGCUUGGACGACUGCUCUGUGAUUUGGGUCAAGUGUCACAGAGACUUAUCCAUAAAUAUCAACAAGAAAGCAAGAAGAUAGGAAAGCAGUCGUUUGCUUAUGCUUGGGUACUCGAUGAGACUGGUGAAGAAAGAGAGCGAGGAAUAACAAUGGACAUAGGCCACUCCAAGUUUGAAACAGACACAAAAUCUAUCACUCUCCUAGAUGCACCUGGCCACAAGGAUUUUAUUCCGAAUAUGAUAACCGGCGCUACGCAAGCAGAUGUAGCUUUAUUGGUAGUCGAUGCAACCAGAGGCGAGUUUGAAACUGGAUUUGAUAGUGGAGGUCAGACGCGCGAACAUGCCCUGUUAUUACGAUCUUUAGGAGUAUCGCAAUUAGCGGUAGUUGUCAAUAAACUAGAUACUGUAAAUUGGUCUAAAGACAGAUUCAAUGAGAUAGUAGACAAAAUGAGUGUAUUCCUGAAGCAAGCUGGCUUCAAAGAUACUGUCACUUUUGUACCUUGUAGCGGUUUAUCUGGAGAGAACAUUGUAACGAAACCAAAGGAGCAGCUCUCUAAUUGGUAUACCGGACCUACUCUAGUCAAUGUUAUCGAUAAUUUCAAAUGCCCAGAGCGACCUAUAAAUAAACCAUUCCGUUUUUCGGUAAACGAUAUAUUUAAAGGUACUGGAUCUGGAUUCUGUGUAUCUGGUCACGUUGAAACUGGUAUGGUAUCCUUGGGUGAUAAAGUUUUAAUACUACCUCAAAAUGAGAUUGCAGUUGUUAAAGGUCUCCAGUCGGACGAAGUUUCGAUGACAAACGCGUUCGCCGGUGAUCACGUCGCGUUGACAUUAGCGGGAAUCGAGCAGCAAAAUGUGGGUAUCGGCGACAUUAUUUGUAAUCCGCAAAAUCCGGUACCCGUAACGACCUGUUUUCAAGCGCACGUUGUUAUAUUCGCGAUAGCGAAACCGAUCACGAAAGGGCUUCCAGUUGUGAUGCAUCAGCAAUCUUUGGUACAGCCGGCGGUUAUCACGAAAUUAAUAGCGCAACUUCAUCGAAGUACUGGUGACGUGAUCAAGAAGAAGCCGCGUUGCUUACCGAAGAAUUCUAGUGCGAUUAUUGAGGUCGUAACGCAGACACCAGUCUGUAUGGAAUUGUAUAAGGAUAUUAAACAGCUAGGUAGAGCUAUGUUACGUUUAGAAGGUACCACCAUCGCAGCUGGUUUGAUUACAAAGAUUUUGUAAUUCUGAUGAGAUAUAAAUAGAAUCUCGAGUAACGUAGUUUGUA
This is a messenger RNA of Solenopsis invicta (red fire ant), 2340 nucleotides long. RefSeq names its product HBS1-like protein (gene HBS1). Lineage: Eukaryota; Metazoa; Arthropoda; Insecta; Hymenoptera; Formicidae. Gene Ontology annotation, molecular function: GTP binding; GTPase activity. Gene Ontology annotation, biological process: translation. The transcript has 9 exons. The coding region runs from base 216 to 2297 and encodes 693 amino acids. The record is from RefSeq and is a predicted model, not a curated record.